Messenger RNA from Didymodactylos carnosus, 948 nucleotides. The record is from the annotation of a GenBank genome assembly. NCBI's taxonomy places the organism in Eukaryota, Metazoa, Rotifera, Eurotatoria, Philodinida, Philodinidae.
AUGUAUGCUGAUGAAAACGCUAAUAAUUUAUUAUCAAAACUGGGACCAAAAUCCAAUGAAUUGCAUCAAUUAAAUCAAGAAUUACAAAUAACUAAAGAACGAUAUGAGAAAUUGUUUGAAGCACAUAAAAAGCUACAAACACUCAAUAGUAUGUUGGAGGAACGACUUUUACGGCUGGUCGAAGAAUAUGGAACUGAUAAAGCUCAAUUACAAAAUCAUUUAACAGCUGCCACGAAUAAAGUUAGUGAAUUGGAAGCAUCAAUAAAUGAACUUGAACAAGAAAAAAUUCAACUUAAAAAUGACUGUAAUUUAGCAGUCCGUUUAUUACAUAAAAAACCGGAUUCUUAUUGUAUCACAUCGUUAAAUAGUUUACCUCUACAUCUACGAGAACAAUUAAAAAGUCGUUUGAACUCAAAUCCAUACGUGGAUACAUCUAUGUUAUCAGUCAAUAAUGAAACACCAAAUCUGAGUCCUCUUAUGGCUCCUACUUUUCCACCCACUUUUGUUCCAGCAAGUAUGAUGCUCAAUAAUCAAUCACGUCUUGCAUCUCCAUCGUCAAUUCUUCAGCAACAACAAACUCGUCUUCCAUCUGAAAAUACGGACUAUGUGUCUCCAAAACUUGUAGCAGAAUUGCUCUACAAAACUGAUAGUGUGCAGCGGAAAACUUGUGUUAAUUAUCAAUGUACACAAUGUCGUCGUAACAUAAGAUGUUCGGAUGUAAGCGUUCAGACAAUUGAAAAUUUAAAAUCAUUAUCACGUUUACGUGUUGUGUCCAUGUCAUCUGAUGAUGGUAAUAGUAGUUCGUACACAGAUAUCUAUGGAAGACCCGAUCCGAUAAAUGAAAAGAAUAGUGAACAGUGGUUAGCAUUAGAAGACGAUCACUGUUUUAAUAUUCGAGAAGCAAAUGUGCAUUCAACAUGUGCAAUUCCAGCCAUGCACCAUGUUUAA